CCGUUUAAGAGGUUUUAGGUGAUCCGUUAAUCGGUUUUGCUGUAUUUCAUGGGCAACGGUAGAGAACAAUAGACGCAGCUUGUGAAGUGCGGAUAAAAAAUUUUGUGGCUCGCUGGUUUAUUAGACAUUUUUGUGGAAAACGAUCUUCUGCCUGUUUUACAUUCGCAGGUAUUCGCAAAAAUGGACGAUUGGGAUGAUAGUCCAAUGUUUGGCGAGUCAGCGGUGGAGCGUCCUCGUGGCGGCGACAUCAAUGAUGGACGAUAUGACAACUACACUGGCGGCGGCGGCGGCGGAAGAGAUGGUUAUAAUGCCGAUAGAAGAGGAGGUGGUGGCGGAGGAGGAAGCUAUAACCAAAGCAGAAACGAUGGUGGAAGUUACAGAGGGAAUAGAGGGGGAUAUGGUGGUAACAAGGGAGGAUCCGAUUUUGAAAGAGGAAAUCGACAUCGAAAUUCGGACGACCAGGAUAACAUUGAAGUAAACUGUUCCGUCCUUCCUCGGAUAAUCGGCAAACAAGGUGUCAUCAUAAAACGCAUUCGCUCGGAAAGUCGGUCGGAUGUCAUUAUUGAUGAAUCCGUCCCCGGAAAUGGCCGCGCUACCAUCCGCUUCGAGGGCCGUUCGGAUGAUGUGAAAAAAGCACGCCAAGCCGUUUUUGAUAUCCUGAGAUCAGGUGAUGGCGGAGGAAGAGGAAGCGGUGGCAGUGGAGGAUCUGGCAGCGGUGGUGGAGGCUACGGUGGAGGAGGCUAUGGAGGUGGCGGUGGAAGAGGGAGAGGUGGCGAUAGACGCGGAGGGAAUGAUUACUUCAGCAAUCGUACAAAUGAUGGCAAUCGAGAUCGAUCGCGCAACGAUUUUUACAACUCUGGCAGUAAUGAUAACAAUAAUCGUAGCACAAGUCCUGGCCUGAUCGAUUGGGAUGCCUUGAAUAAACAGUGCGAUGAGGCUCGCAAAGAACGCUGGCAGAAGUGUCCUCCGCUGACGAAGAAUUUCUAUAACGAACUACCAGAGGUAGCAAACAUGACCGCAGAAGAGGUCAAUACUUUCCGUUUAGCAAACAACAAUAUUGUUGUUGACCGUACCUUCAAAGAAAAUGCAGAUACCGACGCUCCUAUUCCUAAUCCAGUGCAAACGUUUGAGCAAGCAUUUGGAGCUUAUCCAGAUCUGUUGGAAGAAAUUGCCAAAGCUAAAUUUGUAAAACCAUCACCUAUUCAAGCACAGGCCUGGCCCGUGCUACUGAAAGGAGAAGAUCUUAUUGGAAUCGCCCAAACAGGCACAGGGAAAACAUUGGCUUUCCUGUUGCCGGCUUUCAUCCAUAUUGAGGGACAAACGGUGCCACGAGGUGAACGUGGUGGCCCUAAUGUGCUAGUUAUGGCUCCAACGCGUGAAUUAGCGCUACAAAUAGAAAAAGAAGUGUUCAAGUAUCAAUUCCGGGACAUAAAGGCCAUCUGUUUGUAUGGCGGCGGCGACCGUCGGGCUCAGAUCAACAAAGUUGAAGCAGGUGUCGAGAUAAUUAUCGCAACGCCAGGCCGGUUAAACGAUUUGGUUAGUGCUAAUGUAAUCGACAUAACCAGUAUAACAUAUCUGGUAUUGGAUGAAGCCGACCGUAUGCUGGAUAUGGGUUUUGAACCUCAAAUACGAAAACUUCUGCUGGAUAUCCGCCCAGACCGCCAAACUAUCAUGACCAGCGCCACAUGGCCUCCUGGUGUUCGAAGGUUGGCACAAAGCUAUAUGAGUAACCCGAUUCAGAUUUAUGUUGGUACGCUAGACUUAGCAGCGACACACACGGUUACUCAAGAGAUAGAGGUAAUCGAUGAGGAAGACAAGUUCAUACGUAUCAUGAACUUCGUGAAAAAUAUGGGUCCCACUGACAAGGUUAUCAUAUUCUGUGGGCGCAAAACACGAGCCGAUGAUCUUUCGAGCGAAUUUGUGCUGUCCGGAAUCAACUGCACAAGUCUUCACGGGGACAGGGAUCAAGCAGAUCGCGAGCAAGCUUUGGCAGACAUUAAAAACGGUGACGUCAGAGUUCUUAUUGCAACCGAUGUGGCUUCUCGUGGCCUGGACAUCGAGGACAUUACCCACGUUGUAAAUUAUGACUUUCCUCGUAAUAUUGAAGAAUAUGUUCAUCGUGUGGGACGAACAGGUCGAGCAGGAAGGAGCGGAAUCUCGCUGAGCUUCUUUACGCGUACGGACUGGGCUGUGGCUUCCGAGUUGAUAAAGAUUUUGGAGGAAGCCGAUCAAGAAGUUCCGAAUGAGAUUCGUGCGAUGGCAGAUCGAUUUGCUGCUAAAAAGGAACGCGAUGCCAGGGAAGGAGGUCGGGGUGGACGAGGAGGGGGAGGUCGUAGAGAUGGUGGUGGACGUGGUGCAAGAGGAGGAGGUGGUGGUGGCGGACGAUGGUAACCACUUUCCUGGAAUGUGUAAUUUAGAUGAAUGUACAGACAGCAGUACCCUUAGGCCUUGCUGUAAUCGAAUUGUUGUAUCAGACUGACAUUUUUUUUAAACUAACUAUCCAAUCUUCUUUUGACAAGAAGAUGAACUGAAGUAUUUGGUUUCGAAUUGUUGAAAUUAGAGUGUAGAGAGAAAAAAAAAACAAAAACAAAACAUUUCGAAUAGAGAAAUGUACUGCACCUGUAAUAAGCCUGCAUUCGUUUGAAUCGUUUAUUUUCUAAUACACUAUGAACAAACUGUGUUUGUUGUAAAAAAAAAAUCGAAAAAAAAAUAUUGACACAGAACUAAGCGUAGGUUAUAUAAAACCGACUCGAUUAUAAAAGAAAGAUUUAUUGGAUUUGAACCACUUCAAAUAAUUUUGUUGAUUAAUAAUAAAUCUAUAUUGAAAGUUAA
Molecule: messenger RNA, 2832 nt
Organism: Uranotaenia lowii
Lineage: Eukaryota; Metazoa; Arthropoda; Insecta; Diptera; Culicidae
Exons: 3
Coding region: 181-2391 (736 amino acids)
Molecular function (GO): RNA helicase activity; ATP binding; RNA binding
Source: RefSeq, a predicted model, not a curated record